Messenger RNA from Caenorhabditis bovis, 288 nucleotides. The record is from the annotation of a GenBank genome assembly. Lineage: Eukaryota; Metazoa; Nematoda; Chromadorea; Rhabditida; Rhabditidae.
AUGGGCAACGGAAUGCGCAAAUACUCGCAAUGCGACGCCUACUACAAGAAGCGGCGAAAAACCGAUGAAAUUUGCGGCUCGAAUUUCUCAAAGGAUUACAGCGAAUACUGGAAGACGACCGACAGGAAGAAUGAUAAUUUCGCGAUCGAACGCAAUGAGUACAUGUUUUCGACGAGUCAAGCGUUCGAUUCGCCGCUUCGCAACAGCCGAAAACAGCAUCCGUCGACGUUCGUCUCAUCGUUUGAGGGCUCGAAUAAUUUCGGCGCGAAAACGGAUUGCCGUCGCUGA